Messenger RNA from Equus caballus (horse), 3695 nucleotides. Lineage: Eukaryota; Metazoa; Chordata; Mammalia; Perissodactyla; Equidae. The record is from RefSeq and is a predicted model, not a curated record.
UGGUGGGUGGCGGAGUUCAGCUCCCUGGAGGGGAAGGAGGGACGUCCCAAAGAAGGGUCUUUGAGGAAGGGGUGGGGGGCGACAUCAGGAGAAGGCUCCCAGGGGCUGUCUCAGGGGAGAGGUGGUUUUCGGGGGACAGCUGGGGUCUCCAGUAGAUAGACCACUGUGCAGGCUGAGGGAGGUACUUCUUGGCACAAGGCCUUGGGUAGGCAGGGGCGAAGUCCUCGCAGAAGUGGGGGGGAGGCCAGAGGAAGUGGCUGGGCCUGAACUGGCACCGUGCCUGACACAAGGGCUUGUGCAUCCCAGUCCUCAGCUUUGCCUUCUGAGCCACUCCUCAGGGGGCAGGGACCCUUCUCUUCUUCCAACUCUUCCGUUCUCUGAACCCUGCUUACCUGUGUCCCAGGGGAAAGAAGAAGGACCAGUGUCUGAGCCCAGGAGUGGAACCCAAACACUGGUGUAGAGUUCAUCUUAGUUUCUGGGAAUUGGAUUUAUUUCCCUUGUGUCUACAUAGGGGUGGCACUGCACUCCUCUUGUUACAUCCUUGCAUCUUUGGAUUGCUGGUGGAGGGUCCACCUGCCUUCCUGACUGGCUGCUGACAGUCAGAGAAUUCCUGAAGUUCUCCACAGUUCUCUGGUGGCUGCACCCUGACUGGCCCCUGUAACCCAGACAAUUUGUUUACAGAAAGUUCAGGAGCCCUGGAAAGGAGAAAGAAUAAGACGACAGGAGGAAGAGAGAGAGAGGGUAGAAUGGAAGAAUCUCACUUCAAUUCUAACCCAUACUUCUGGCCUUCUAUCCCCACAGUCUCAGGACAGAUUGAGAACACGAUGUUCAUCAACAAGAUGAAGGAUCAGCUGUUGCCAGAGAAAGGCUGUGGGCUGGCUCCACCCCACUACCCCACCUUGCUAACAGUGCCUGCCUCGGUGUCCCUGCCCUCAGGCAUCAGUAUGGACACAGAGUCCAAGUCAGACCAGCUGACCCCACAUAGCCAGGCGUCUGUUACCCAGAAUAUCACGGUGGUCCCUGUGCCGUCUACAGGACUGAUGACUGCUGGAGUCUCCUGUUCUCAGAGGUGGAGAAGAGAAGGGAGUCAAUCAAGGGGUCCCGGUUUGGUAAUCACGUCCCCCUCAGGCUCCCUUGUGACCACAGCCUCAUCAGCUCAGACCUUUCCCAUUUCGGCUCCCAUGAUUGUCUCAGCUCUUCCCCCUGGCUCACAAGCCCUGCAGGUGGUCCCUGACCUCUCCAAGAAGGUAGCAUCCACCCUAACAGAGGAAGGAGGUGGAGGUGGUGGUGGAGGUGGCAGUGUGGCUCCUAAGCCCCCCCGGGGCCGAAAGAAGAAACGGAUGCUAGAAUCAGGGCUGCCUGAGAUGAAUGACCCUUAUGUCCUCUCCCCUGAGGAUGAUGAUGACCAUCAGAAAGACGGCAAGACCUACAGGUGCCGGAUGUGCUCACUGACAUUCUACUCAAAGUCGGAGAUGCAGAUCCACUCCAAGUCACACACCGAGACCAAGCCCCACAAGUGCCCACAUUGUUCCAAGACCUUCGCCAACAGCUCCUACCUGGCCCAGCACAUCCGUAUCCACUCAGGGGCUAAGCCCUACAGUUGUAACUUCUGUGAGAAAUCCUUCCGCCAGCUCUCUCACCUCCAGCAGCACACCCGGAUCCACUCCAAGAUGCACACGGAGACCAUCAAGCCCCACAAGUGCCCGCACUGCUCCAAGACCUUCGCCAACACCUCCUACCUGGCCCAGCACCUCCGAAUCCACUCGGGGGCCAAGCCCUACAACUGUUCCUACUGCCAGAAGGCCUUCCGCCAGCUCUCCCACCUCCAGCAGCACACACGAAUCCACACUGGUGAUAGACCAUACAAAUGUGCACACCCGGGCUGUGAGAAAGCCUUCACACAGCUCUCCAAUCUGCAGUCCCACCGACGGCAGCACAACAAAGAUAAACCCUUCAAGUGCCACAAUUGUCAUCGGGCGUACACAGACGCAACCUCACUAGAGGUACACCUAUCUACGCAUACGGUGAAGCAUGCCAAGGUGUACACCUGCACUAUCUGUAGUCGGGCAUAUACGUCGGAAACGUACCUUAUGAAACAUAUGCGCAAACACAACCCUCCUGAUCUCCAGCAACAAGUGCAGGCAGCAGCAGCGGCGGCAGCAGUGGCCCAGGCCCAGGCUCAAGCUCAAGCCCAAGCCCAAGCCCAAGCCCAGGCUCAAGCCCAAGCCCAGGCCCAGGCCUCCCAGGCAUCGCAGCAGCAGCAGCAGCAGCAGCAGCCACAGCCACCACACUUCCAGUCCCCUGGGGCAGCCCCCCAGGGUGGGGGUGGUGGGGACAGCAACCCCAACCCUCCACCCCAGUGUUCCUUUGACCUGACCCCGUAUAAGACGGCGGAGCAUCAUAAGGACAUCUGCCUCACUGUCACCACCAGCACCAUCCAGGUGGAGCACCUGGCCAGCUCAUAGAGACCUGUGCUGCCACCCACUGGGAAGAGGGGGAAGAAGUUCUGGUCCCUUCUUUCUCCAACUCCUCUUGGUGGGAAAAGUCCUCUUCUUCCUUGACAGGCCUUGGCUCCAUUUCCUUGGGCCUCAGGCAUGGCCUUCCUUCACAGGAUACCAUCUUUAUUCUCAACUCCUCUUCAAAAGGAACAUCAGCCUCCUGAUUGGCAAAGGAAUACUGAGCUGGUAGUGUGAUCCAGCAGCCUCCCCUCCCAAGCAUAGCUUUCAAAAUUGGGGGUUGGUGCUCAAGGGAGGGAUUUGCUAUGACCUCAUAGAAACUUUUCCAGUGUGGGCACUUACUCUCUCCUUACCCUCAUAAUCCUCAAGGUUUGGGCUGAUAGAAGACUAGAGGCUGGCCCUCCCAAAUAUCAGAGAGAAGGGAGCCCUAAAUGCAACCAGCCUCCUGUUCUAUUCUUGCCUGCGAAAGAACAGGUUUCUUGUGUGCCCCGAUCCCUAGGAGCCGUUUUCUUCCCCUCAUGGUCUCAUUUCACUUCCUACCUAAUGCUGGAAGAAGGAGAUCUGGGUGGGGGUCAGACCCCCUUUAUUUGUAAAGGGGCAAGGGCUGAGAUGUGGUCCCCAAGGGGCCAGAGAUCCCCAAAAUGGUCAAGGGUGGCUUAGAAGUGUGGGUUAUGGUUUUCCUUGGAGCCUCUCCCCUUCUCUGCCAACCAAGGCCCUGUACUCUCAGUCUCCCAUCCCCAAACCUAAGGAGCUGUGGGAGCUUUGUGUUCGUUAUGAAACCCAAAAACCAGGGGUGUUGCAGAGAAGGGAGAGUUCAGGGCAAACACAAGGACUGGACUUAGCUCCCUAGGUGCCACGGUCAGUUGCCGGGCACAAAUUUAUAUAUAUAUAUAAAUAUAUAUAAAUAUAUAUAUAUAUACCCACUCAUCAUGGCCAUCUUUGUUGUAACCAUUUCUGUGUUUAUAAAUGCAUUAUCUCUGAGAAUUUUCAUAUUUGACGUUUUGUUUAUUUUUGUCCUUUUUGUUUUUCUCCACCCUGUCUCCUGGCCAAUGGCAUUUUUAUUUUCUUUUGUCUUUUUUUUUUAAUCAUGACAGAUUUCAGAGAAAAGAGAAAAUGGAAAAAAAAUCAGGAAACCAGUUGUUAUAAAGCAAUUUAAAAUGAAGAAAAAAAGAAAAAACUUAUGUACAAACCAAGGGGUGUUUUUAGAGCCUUGUAUAGAAAUAAAUUCGUGUAAAAGGA